This is a messenger RNA of Echinococcus granulosus, 1851 nucleotides long. RefSeq names its product High affinity copper uptake protein. The record is from RefSeq and is a predicted model, not a curated record. The transcript is spliced from 11 exons. Gene Ontology annotation, molecular function: copper ion transmembrane transporter activity. Lineage: Eukaryota; Metazoa; Platyhelminthes; Cestoda; Cyclophyllidea; Taeniidae. Gene Ontology annotation, cellular component: membrane. Gene Ontology annotation, biological process: copper ion transmembrane transport. The coding region runs from base 1 to 1851 and encodes 616 amino acids.
AUGAGUUGGCGAUUUUUAGAUCUUGAGACUAAUUCUCCAAUGAGCAUCUGCACAACGACCGAUGUCUAUUCGGCUGCUUCACUAAUCGGCCAAGAGCUGCAACUGUUGAUCGAUGAACAUGGACCGGAGGAUUUUGAGUGUCUUAUGUACAGGAUUAUACAUGUUUUGGAGGAACUUGAAUACUGCGUUAGCCAUUGUACUGAUACAGAACAGUUGAUUGGCGAACUCCAAGAACAACACGAUGCGCUAAAGAGCGAGCGCAGUGAUUAUGACUUCCAGGAUUUCACUUUGGACUUGGAUCUAAUGCAGCAGAGCUGGUACAACGAGACCCAGAGGCUGUUGGAUCGAAUUGCUGUGUUGGAGUCUGAGAAUCACCGACUGAAGCGCCAGCUGGAGAAUGUUGAGGAGGAGGUGGAGGUGGGUGAUACACAGCCCUGCGUUGCGGACCUGGUGGCGGGGCAGGAGAAAUAUCUACACCGACCCUUCUCUCUACCCAUAAAACCCUGCGAGGUGGACUCGCUGCUGGCGCACACCGAGGAGCGUCUCCUCCUCACCCAUCAGGAAAGUCGUGCUGCCGACUUGCAGUUGAUCCGUUUGUUGAAGGCUGGUGUAAUUAACCAGGCACGGGAGAUUAAGGAGACAAGGCAGGAGCUCCUCUUCAUCGAGGUUUCAAUCGAUGCGUCAACGGAAUGUUCCGCCUUCAUUCAGGUGGAGGAGGAGAUGUGUCGUCUGGCGCGUGAAUCAGGCCAACUCAUGGCCGCCAGAUCUCCGAGCCAGUUUAACCACCUCAGCUCCGAGCAUGCCACGUUGGAAGCCAAACUGAGCGUCUGCGAGAAGAAACUGGAGGAGCUCUCCCUUCUUAUGGGUAGCAAUGAGCAGGUUGAGUCACCUCUGGCUCCGGCAAUGCCGCUACACGUGGCACCGGGAGAAGGUAUGGAGGCGGUGGCGAACGUGCGGGACCGAAUGGAGGAGCGGGAUAGCCUCCUGGCUUUGGAGCAGCUCCGUAGCCUUCUGUACGAACGCAACCGCCUGCGCUGUCGAUUCAUUGAACUCAACGCCGGACUGGAAGCUAUUAUGGACCGUGGGGAAGAGGGAGAACUAGUGUAUGGACCGUUGCCCAGGGAGCCAAUAGAAAAGCUAUUUCCAGACUAUCAUCUAAUUCAGGCAAUAAGUGCAGAAUUAUUUUUGGGAGUUCAUGUACAUCAGUUAUUCGACCUUGAAAGUAGGGCGGGUGUUGCGGUAUCUCCCCAGUGCGGUUCUCGGGCUAGUCAUCCUACGGCACGGGUGUACUCUGUGCAUCAUUCAUCAAAUUCCUCAGGUGGAGAAAUGCACCAUAACAUGCACAGUAUGAAGAUGUAUUUCAAUACAGAUUUGCCAUUUCAUCUCUUGUUUGAAACGUGGCACAUAGAUACUGUCGGAAAAUUGAUUGGCGCUUGUGCUGGUGUUUUUCUUCUGGCGCUUUUGUACGAAGGGAUAAAAGGGUUUCGUGACCACCUUCUCGUCCAAAAGUUGACUCCGUUAUCGCCAGGUGGCCACGCAAAUUCUACCAUCUACGACGAGGCGAUCCAUUCUUCUGUACUUGCUGUCGAUGGUGGGAUGCGUCAGGGAGAUCAUGUGGUGCCGUUAGUUCAAGGAACUGGAUCUGGAUGGCGCAGCUACUGUAACCCGGAUCACAUACUCCAGAGUUUAAUGCAUCUGAUCCAGCUCUUCUUCUCCUACAUGCUAAUGUUAGUCGUUAUGACCUACAACGCCUAUCUUCUCGUGGCCCUGCUCCUUGGCUCUUGUCUAGGCUACUUCCUCUUCUUUCGCCGCCGCUUUGUCAUCAUGGGUGAACAGGAAUGCUGCCAUUGA